Solea senegalensis (Senegalese sole) is the source of this 3181-nucleotide messenger RNA. RefSeq names its product TLE family member 2, transcriptional corepressor a (gene tle2a). The record is from RefSeq and is a predicted model, not a curated record. The transcript is spliced from 13 exons. Gene Ontology annotation, cellular component: nucleus; transcription regulator complex. Bases 597 to 1946 code for a protein of 449 amino acids. Lineage: Eukaryota; Metazoa; Chordata; Actinopteri; Pleuronectiformes; Soleidae. Gene Ontology annotation, molecular function: transcription corepressor activity; protein binding. Gene Ontology annotation, biological process: regulation of DNA-templated transcription; negative regulation of canonical Wnt signaling pathway.
UUGAGGAUCACAGAGAGAAGGGGGAGAGGGAGAAGAAGUGAGGCACUGGGAGUGUUGUGUGAAAAAGAGUGCAGGCCAACGAGGGAAACAAAAGAGGCUGCGGCUGCAUUGACUGAGCUGGUGGUGUGGUCGUCUUCCGAAGCCACAAGGAAAACCACAUUAACCCUCCUCCUACUCCUUCGCCCGUCAGAGAGGGAAACCGACUGCGACAUUGUGAUAGCUGGGAGUGCGAAGUUGAAGUCUCGCAAGAGAGAGAGAAGGAGAGAGAGAGAGAGAGAGAGAGAGAAGGAAAGAGAGGGAGCGCUCCCCUGUGCCGGGUGUUCCUCCUCUCCGCGUCCUCACUAAGCGUCGAGUGCGCUGCGGUGUGGGACUGGAGAUAUAACCCCAGAACAAAGGAGUCUUGAAGCGAGGAAUGAGCGAGCCGAGACUAGCCUUGCCAGUGCCGUUGAAACCAGGCCAAAUGCCUCUCUGAGACCAACAAUAGCACCUCGGCUGCUCGCAGUUCCUCACGAAGCUUUCCGCCUCAAAAGGGGGAGAAAGAAGACGAAGAGAAAUAGGAGAAAGCUUACACGGAGACGCACAAGUCGGCGGCGACUAUGUUUCCUCAAAACCGACCAUCGGCACCUUUGCAGCCACCACCUGGGUCCUCUGCAUCAGUGGUGGCAGCUGCAGCGGCGGCAGCAGCAGCAGCAUCGGGGACACCCCAAUCCCUGAAAUUAACCUACCCAGAAACUUUGGAUCGCAUUAAGGAGGAGUUUCAGUUCCUUCAGACCCAGUACCACAGUUUGAAACUGGAGUGUGAGAAACUGGCUACAGAGAAGACGGAGAUUCAGAGACACUAUGUUAUGUACUAUGAGAUGUCCUACGGCCUUAACAUUGAAAUGCACAAACAGACGGAGAUUGCCAAGCGGUUGAAUGUGAUCUGUGCUCAGCUCAUCCCAUUCCUUUCACAGGAGCACCAACAACAGGUGGUCCAGGCCAUGGAACGCGCCAAACAGGUGACCAUGGGGGAGCUAAAUGCUUCGAUAGGGGUACGUGGGCUCCCCCCUCUGCCUCAUAGCCAGCAGCUUCAGGCACAGCACCUCUCCCAGCAUGCCCAGGGUCUGCCAGUGGGCCCACACCCAUCAGGUCUGCCCCACCCGGGCUUGGCGCUUGGUGGAGGAUCCAGCCUGUUGGCCCUGUCUGGGGCUCUGGGGGCUCAGUUGGCUGCCAAGGAUGAGAGAGCCCACCUAGAGGCAGCAGCGGCUGCUGCUGCUGCUGCAGAGCAUCACAGAGACCGUGAAGCAGGACCAAGUUCUCUGUCCAACGGGGACAAGGGUCGUCAAGCAGACUACCUCAGCAACGGCAAGAAGAGGAAAGCUGAUGAGAAGGAGUUCAUGACAGACUAUGGCAGUGAUGCGGAUAAGAGUGAUGAUAAUUUGGUGGUGGAUGAGGACCCGUCGUCCCCCCGCAGUGUGCAGUCCUACUCGUCCAGGGAGAACGGUUUGGACAAGAUGCCUCCGUCUCGUAAGGAAGGUCCGGCCCAGGCCAGCCCCACCUCGCUGGCCUCCUCGAGCAGCGCCACCUCUCCCUCCCGUGGAAAAGAGCCCCCACAGAGGGAGAAGUCCAGUACUCCAGGUAUGAAACCGGGGACCCCCAUGUCUCAGGAGUCCAACACUCCGGGACCAAGUGGACCACCACAGUUCAGACCGGUCCCAGGAAAGCCUGGCAUUGACCCUCUUGCUCUGGGUCUCAGAAACCCUCUUGCAGUACAGGGAGCUUACCCUCCUGGGGCGUUCGGCCUUCCUCCUCCAGGGGUGAACGGGGACCUGCCCGGGGCGGCGGGUUACGGUGCAGGCCUCCACUUGGUUUCCCCCCAGAUGAACGGAGCUGCGGCAGCAGCAGCGGCAGCAGCUGCCGCAGGCUACGGACGGUCUCCUGUGGUGAGCUGGACUCUCUGCAGAUAAUUUGUCUUUCUAGUGUCACUGUCACAUUACCUCAGCAUAUGAAACUGUCAGAGAGGGCAAAAAGAAAGAUUUUGUUUUAAUCAACAGAAAAAGGAGGGAGGAUUUCAGAGGGAUGAGAGGUUGCGUUGUCAUUUAUCGUUAAGACUAUGACCUUGGCUCUCAAAAGCCAUUGUUGGGCAGUGACAUAUUACUCAGUAAUAUAUUAUUGUGAUGUUACUUUGUCCAGUAAACAGUAGUCUAAGAUUACAAGAUAAGUAACUGUAGUAAAAUGAUAAUUAUAAAUACAAAGUAAUCCUAUCGUACAGCAUAACUAAAUCAUGGUUUAUUUCUUUUCCUUCAUAGUCUUUCUUAUGAUGACAUGUUUGCACGGCAGGUCCCACAGGAAGUAAAAAGUAGAAAACAUUCAAAAUGGGCAGAGACGGAUUUUUUGCUUUGCGAGGCUGCCAUGUUUGCAGUUUGACUCCUAAUUUCUGUUUUAGCAAGUUGGAUUCCAUCCCGAAUGAAACUUUCCGUACAUCACUAAGUAAUAUUGUGUAUAUAUCAGUAAUGUAAUGUAACCUGUGACCUUUGAUUUCAUGUAAUAAUCAAAGGAAUAUGAUUUUUUUUCAGGAGGAAUGUUUAAUAGAUGACACUUCCUGAGUAACCUGCACUAUUCAUUUUAUUGUGAUCUUGCAUCUGAUAUUGUGGUUUCCACCAAGCAAUGCAGUUCACAACGUCUUCACAUGCACAUUUGUGCAAAGAGCGUAAACUGAACUGAAAGGUACCGAGAUCCAUACCGCCCCACUUUUUGGCACCUGUCAGUUUCAGUAUCCAGCUCAUUGGUCUGGCACUGAAAGGGUGCCGCUAGUCACACUGCCAUCAAUGAAUUGGUCGACAGAGACUGGUCACUCCCAGGUGACAGUGGUAAUAGUACACACUGUUUUUAAAUAGAACGUGCAUUAUAUGAUUCAAGGGUGUAUAUGAUACUUAAUUAGGUAUGUUUUUCCUCUCCUUUUUAUUUACUUUUCAAACCAAAUUGCCCCAUGGGAGACAUUAAAAUGUACCCAUAACUGUGUGACAGGCACUGUGUUGUCCUGGUAUGUUGUCACGCUGUUUAUGUAGCUGACAUGGCUACAUGGGAUGUGUAGGUCACCAUAAUAAGACCUACAGCUGAGCUGAACUGUGCUGUGUGUUUCUCUCUCUCUCUCAACUCUUCUCUUUCCUUUGACCGACCAGGUAUUUUUCACCAGUUUUUC